AUCCGUGACUUCACUGCUCCAACUCUGGACCAGAUCAAGCAGUUCCUUGAAGGUGGUACACCAGGCCAAGAAGAAGCAGGAGGUUGCUGCUGUUGUCCAUGCUGAUGCUGAUGCGUGGACGAUGAUGUGUGCCUGCUUCUUCAUUGACUUCCAUGACAUGUCAACAGAGAAGGCUGCAGCCCAUGCCAGCAGUGUACUGAAGGAGUCCCCUUUUUCUCCGGAGAUGAUGACUGUUGUGGAAGAAUUCCAGUCUGCUAAGUCAGGGAUCCCCAGGACGUUUUCUUGGGUUGUGAAGGACCUACUGUGUGCAUUAGCCUUCCCAGAAAGUCCAUCAGACCUGAACUAUCUGGUCAACAACAACGUUGCCUUCCUUGUCAGCCUCACCCAGGAGCGUGACCCAGAUGUUGACAACUUCCUAGACUUGAUGAAGGUGGACCUGAAGAUGGAUGCAUCCUCCACGCCAGACAUAGAACAGGUUGUUGAGUUCCUCACCUUGGUGGACCUAGCAGAAGCAGAGAAUAAGGCAGUAGCUGUCCACUGCUCAGAUGGCCUUGGGAGGGCAGGCACCAUGCUGGCUUGUUACUUUGUCCAGGAAGAGGUCAUGACAGCAGCAGAAGCUGUUAACAGGGUCCGUGAACUUCGACCUGGUUCCCUUUGGUCAAGGUCACAAGAAGUUCUGGUGGCAGAAUAUGAAACUUACAGAAGAAAGGUGCCCUGGCGGUUCUCGUGGGUAGUCAGGGGCAAGCUGUGUGCUCUGGCAUUCCCAGAAGAAAGGGAGCACCUGCAGUAUCUGGUGGACCAUAACGUGGGCUACCUGGUGUGUCUGACCGAGGAGCGGGACCCUGACAUACACGGACUUGCAGGGCUGGUGAAGGUGGACAUCAAGAUGAAGGAUUUCUCCAGCCCAAACCAGCACCAGGUUGCCAAGUUCCUCUCCCUGAUGGACCACGCAGCCCAGCAACACAAGGCUGUGGCACUUCACUGUAGAGGUGGGCGGGGCAGGACCGGGACGCUAAUCGCAUGUUACCUGGUGAAGGAGGAGGGAGUGUCAGCAGCAGAAGCCCUGCGGAGAACCCGUCAACUCAGACCCGGGUCUGUUGAGACCAAGGAACAGGAACAGGCAAUCUAUGACUUUGAGAAGACCAUCAGACAGAUGCCAGACAACUUCUCUUGGGUUGUGGAAGGUUUACUGUGUACCCUGGCGUUUCCUGAAACCCGACAGAACCUCCGCUACCUCCUGGACAACAAUGUGUCAUACCUGGUGUCCCUGACUGCUGAACGUGAUCCCCCUGUCACACUCUGUCCAGAGUUGGAGUUCGUGUCUCUAAAGAUACAGGACUUCACCCCACCCACUGUGGAGCAGGUUGAGGAGUUUCUGAACAUCAUCCACAAGGCUGAGGUGAAGAAGAAGGCAGUUGCUCUCCACUGUGCUCAAGGUCAAGGUCGAACUGGGACAAUGAUUGCAUGUUACCUGGUCAAAGUUCAAAGGUUAAGUGCUGAGGAUGCAAUUCAGAGAACCCGGUAUUUGAGAAAAGGUUCAAUAGAGACACGUGAACAGGAGCAGAUGGUUCAUGACUAUAGACAGUAUCUGUGUGACACUGGCAUGUUCGACGUAGCUUGUUAGCGCUAGUCCAGCCAUCUGUUACUCAUCAUUUCACCAUGUAUUCUGUAUUUGCCAUCAUUUACACUUGUGUAAAUGUCAAUGCAAGGAUAAACUGAAUAAUCUAAAUUCUUUAUUACAUGUGCCUUGAGUGAUGUACAUGUGCCUUGAAUGAUGUACAUGUGCCUUGAAUGAUGUACAUGUGCCUUGAGUGAUGUACAUGUACCUUGAGUGAUGUACAUGUACCUUGAGUGAUGUACAUGUGUCUUGAGUGAUGUACAUGUGCUUUGAGUGAUAUACAUGUGCCUUGAAUGAUGUACAUGUGCCUUGAAUGAUGUACAUGUGCCUUGAGUGAUGUACAUGUACCUUGAGUGAUGUACAUGUACCUUGAGUGAUGUACAUGUACCUUGAGUGAUGUACAUGUGCCUUGAGUGAUGUACAUGUGUCUUGAGUGAUGUACAUGUAUCUUGAGUGAUGUACAUGUGCCUUGAAUGAUGUACAUGUGCCUUGAAUGAUGUACAUGUGCCUUGAGUGAUGUACAUGUACCUUGAGUGAUGUACAUGUACCUUGAGUGAUGUACAUGUGCCUUGAGUGAUGUACAUGUGU
This is a messenger RNA of Haliotis rubra (blacklip abalone), 2206 nucleotides long. RefSeq lists its product as uncharacterized. The record is from RefSeq and is a predicted model, not a curated record. The coding region runs from base 122 to 1624 and encodes 500 amino acids. The transcript is spliced from 11 exons. Gene Ontology annotation, molecular function: protein tyrosine/serine/threonine phosphatase activity. Lineage: Eukaryota; Metazoa; Mollusca; Gastropoda; Lepetellida; Haliotidae. Gene Ontology annotation, biological process: protein dephosphorylation; cilium assembly.